This is a messenger RNA of Dichomitus squalens LYAD-421 SS1, 1308 nucleotides long. RefSeq lists its product as uncharacterized. The coding region runs from base 70 to 1110 and encodes 346 amino acids. The transcript has 7 exons. The record is from RefSeq and is a predicted model, not a curated record. NCBI's taxonomy places the organism in Eukaryota, Fungi, Basidiomycota, Agaricomycetes, Polyporales, Polyporaceae.
AUUGAGCUGGUCUCUUAGGCCUGCGCCAAAGUCCUCUUCUCUCCCAAAGGUCGUUUGGCCCCCGCAAACAUGUCAGCCGAGGAUUCAUUCCCUCUGCCGAGAGCUGAACUCAUUGCGUUGUUUCUCGAGUCGCUGCUCUUUGGUGCCUUCGCGGUGCUGUACAGCAUAUCAAUAUGGAUUCUCUUGUAUCGUGAGAAGCACCAUGGUCGUUCCAAAGUGCACAAGUGGAUGUUCGCGACGGCAACGACCAUGUUCGUCCUCGCGCUUGCACAUCUGUGCUUCGACGUCCAAAGGGCAAUCGAGGGCUUCAUUGCGAAUGGUGGUACACCCUCCGGUACUGCCGAUUUCUACAACCGAUUGAGUAACCCAACGCACGUUGCAAAGUCGGCCAUCUAUAUCACACAGACGCUGGUAGGGGACGCCUUUGUCACAUAUCGGUUGUACGUUGUGUUCAACCGCAACCCGUGGAUUCUCGUCCUGCCUCUUUCGCUCUUGGUUGGCACCGGAAUCGCCGGAUACGGCAUCUGUGUCGUGCUGACGCAGAUCAAAGGAUCCGGCGCUAUCUUUUCACGCAAUCUCGUUCCUUGGAUAACUUCGUUCUUCUCCCUUUCUUUGACAACAAAUGUAAUCACAACGACACUCAUAUCUGGACGCAUCAUGUGGUCCAACUACAGGGUCCGGAGAUACCGCGCAGGCUACGCAGCUGUGACACAUUGGGGCGUAGUUGAAACCAUCGUCCAAUCCGCAGCCAUCUACUCUGCUGCGCUCGUCUCCCUGCUUGCCACGUAUGUCUCCGGCUCAAAUGCCCAGUACGUCUGCCUUGACUCCCUGCAACCUCUCAUUGGCAUCGUAUUUACGCUGAUCAUCAUCCGCGUCGGCCUCAACGAUACUACGAGCGAGCACUCGAAGGGACACAUGGCGGAUUCUCGAAUUACCACGACUGCUCCAGUGCUUCCUCCUAACGGAGCGGGCUAUCCUUUGCGGCCGCUUGCUAUCAGUGUAUCCGUGUCAAGGACGCACGAUCGGACGAGCUUCGAGGGAUUCGACCGGAAGGAAGCAGCCGUCACCAAGGAUUCGGAUAUCGAGAGCGGACAUGGUAGCACUCCAUGAACGCUCUAGCCUAUGUCCGAUGGGGUGGACUCGGGCUCGAAGAAUGACUCGACUUGUCAUGCAGAGUACGUGAUGUACAUGUGCGAUGGCAGCUAGUUGCGGUGUAUUUGUCCAUUUCCUUUCGUUGCUUGUUAAGCAUAUACUCUACGCCAAGGAUGACGGCCGCAUGUCUCCACUGUAGUUGUCUGUACCUGUGUU